This is a messenger RNA of Histoplasma mississippiense, 591 nucleotides long. RefSeq lists its product as hypothetical. The record is from RefSeq and is a predicted model, not a curated record. Lineage: Eukaryota; Fungi; Ascomycota; Eurotiomycetes; Onygenales; Ajellomycetaceae. The transcript is spliced from 3 exons. Bases 1 to 591 code for a protein of 196 amino acids.
AUGUCUUCUGGAACCGCUGCUCCUGUGCUGAACCCGAAGACGGCACGGAUUGGGAAUCCGGCACUUUUAAUCACCACAGCCUCCAAGCUCCUCCGGGCUGCCAAACCCCUUAACAUCCCCAUCUACAUCACCACCCAAAACCGCGCCCGCCUCGGCACGACCGUCUCCGAGCUCGGUCCUUACAUCGACCCAGCCACAAACCCCAAUGUCCGCGCCGACCUCGACAAAACCCUCUUCUCCAUGGUCACCCCGGAGCUGAAGGCCCAAUUCCCAGCACAGCCGCUCGACGCCAUCAUCGUCGGCAUCGAGUCGCACAUCUGCAUCAUGCAGACGACUCUGGACCUGCUGGCGCUGGGCCACAGAGUGUAUGUGGUUGCGGAUGGGGUGAGCAGUGUCAACCCGGAGGAGAGGGUGGUGGCGUUGGCGCGGCUGCGGGAUGCGGGCGCGAUUGUGACGACGAGCGAGAGUCUUUUAUUUGAGAUCAUGGGCGAUGCGAAGCAUGUGGUGUUUAAGCAGGUUAGUGGGCUUGUGAAGGAGACUGGAGACGAGACGAAGAAGGCCCUGGGAGUGUUUUGUGGCAGUAAGAUCUGA